Messenger RNA from Plectropomus leopardus (leopard coralgrouper), 2377 nucleotides. RefSeq names its product transmembrane protein 144b (gene tmem144b). Gene Ontology annotation, cellular component: membrane. Gene Ontology annotation, biological process: carbohydrate transmembrane transport. The record is from RefSeq and is a predicted model, not a curated record. Lineage: Eukaryota; Metazoa; Chordata; Actinopteri; Perciformes; Serranidae. Gene Ontology annotation, molecular function: carbohydrate transmembrane transporter activity.
UGGAGUGAUGAGAUAAUUGGCAGCACCUGGCGGAGCGCCGCUCCUCCCCACCGCACACACACACGCAUCCGGCUCCGCUGUUUUUGACACUGUGCACCGGCUCCAUCUCAAAACAAAUAUUUGGUUUUGACAUGCUCGAAGUAAAAUACCCAGUUUUUCUUUUAUUUGUGACCACAUUACUGCUGGUGAGCUGUCAAAGCGCCCAACAUGCUGCUGAACAAAAUGCGACAGGUGGCGAAAAUACUGCAGCUGGCAACUUUGAAACAUCCAAGUUCAGCUCAAACUCAACCAAUAUGACUCAUUUCGCCUACGGAAUUGCUGCAAAUGUGGUGGUUGUGGUGAUGUACGGGAGCAAUUUAGUUCCUGUCAAAAGAAUAGAGACAGGAGACGGUAUGUUUUUCCAGUGGGUUUACUGUGCAGCGAUAUGGGUUGUAUCCAUGGUCGGAGACUUGAUGCUUCACUCACCUAAAUUCUACCCUUUUGCAAUGCUUGGAGGUGUUAUCUGGGCUACAGGUAAUAUAACAGUUAUUCCAGUUGUUAAAGCGAUUGGCAUCGGUCUUGGGAGUUUACUUUGGGGCGCCUCUACAUUACUGAUGGGCUGGGCCAGUUCAAGAUUUGGCUGGUUUGGGAUUGAAUCUGAGGAUGUUUCCAGGCCGAUAUUAAAUUACUGUGGAGCUGGUUUGUGUCUGCUCAGUGGCCUGAUCUUUUUCUUUGUGAAGACGGACGUGGAACUGCAUCCAGAGUCUGAAUCGAUUCCAUUACUUCUUGACAGGAGAACAAAUUCAAGCAGCUAUGGACCAGGUUUGUCAGAGUUCUGGAUAGAUGCCAUCAGACCAAAGACCAGGCGAUUAAUAGGCUGCGUGCUUGCUGUUCUGUCCGGUGUGCUGUACGGCUCCUCCUUUGCACCCGUCUUCUACAUUAAGAGCCAUUCGUCCUGCCAUGACAGCAUGUUCCAUGGAGCCAGUGUCUAUGACCUCGACUAUGUUUUUGCCCAGUGCUCUGGCAUUUUUAUAGCAAGCACAGUGUACUUUGCCAUCUACUGCGCUGCCAUGAACAACAGGCCCAGAGUCUACUCCAGAGUCAUCCUGCCAGGUCUAUUUGCUGGAACCAUGUGGGCACUGGGCACAUACAGCUGGUUCCUGGCCAAUAACUACCUGAGUGCAGUCAUCACUUUUCCUAUUGUCACUGCAGGAUAUGGUCUGGUUGCAGCACUGUGGGGAUCUUUGGUGUUCAAAGAGAUUAAGGGGUUGGGCAACUGCUUAAUCUUCUUCUUGGCCUCCUGCGUCGUGGUGACCGGGUCCUUGCUGACUGCCAUCUCAAAGCUAUAAAAAUGCAGAAGGCUGAGUGAAAACAUCUAGUAAUUAAUGAUAAUAUACACAUAUCUACUAAAAAAUGUCCUUGGUUUUAUAAAACUCUUUGAACCCACAUUUAAAUAAACCAGAUUACAUGAUGGUUGAGCUGAAUGUGAAGUUUUCCUUGUUAAAUCUGGGAAAGUGUCAUUUUGAAGCAGCAGUGUUUGUACUCAAACAUUUGGUGGCAGUGUCUUCCAGGAAUGACCCUCAUGCUUUCUGGUAGGUUCAAAGGGGAAGUUUGCUGUUGAACUAUGUAUGUUGUUUAAAAUGUAUUUGCUGUUAAACAAGUUUUGUCACAUUUUGUCUUUUGUUCAGUUGCUACUCACCCAAUACCCACAUGACAUGUUUACACAUUGCUCACAAGCCAGCAUUUGUUUUAGAGAGCCUGUCCUACCAAGAUAAUGCACAUUAUUAUUUAUUACUGACAUGGUGGUUGUUUGUCACUGUUUUUUUUCUUUGUGGAAAGUAUGACAAUAUGAGUCACUUCACACAUGUUGCUAUCAAAAAAUGCACAAUACUGACACAUACUUAUGAACCCAUGCUGCUUAAAAAAUGAUAUUUAUUUGCCACAUACAGGAAUCUAUACAUUUAUGUAUUUUGCUCAAUACAGGUGAUUUUCAUGCAGCUCAUGUCUGGUAUCCCUGUGGAGCUCACUUUGUGUGUAGUGUUGUGACAUUAAAGCAGUUUUCUCUUGAAUAAUUGAUUUCUGUGUUUGCUAAUGAAUGAAAAUAGAUGGCAUAGAAGUGUCCUCUCUGAAUAAAUAUGUGGAGUUAAUUUUAAAUAUGUAGGAGGUGGAGGAGGUUUUGUUACUGUAUGUUACACAAGUAGGACUAAAUAUUACAGAAAACAUUCUUUAAAAUGGUUAUUGAAGGGAUACUUCACCAAUUUUUAACUAGCUUUGUAUCAAAACAAUGUGAUUAGCAUGUGAGAAUGAACUGUGGUAAACCUCUUAGUAGUGUCUAACAUGCCCCCACCCCCAAAUGUCAUAAUUUAUGUCACUGGCACACAGCUAAAUAAAGUAAUGU